Molecule: messenger RNA, 1011 nt
Organism: Lytechinus variegatus (green sea urchin)
Lineage: Eukaryota; Metazoa; Echinodermata; Echinoidea; Temnopleuroida; Toxopneustidae
Product: carbohydrate sulfotransferase 14-like
Exons: 3
Coding region: 1-993 (330 amino acids)
Biological process (GO): carbohydrate biosynthetic process
Cellular component (GO): membrane
Molecular function (GO): sulfotransferase activity
Source: RefSeq, a predicted model, not a curated record
AUGAAGCUGAAGAUCUUGAUCCUCGUCACACUCUGUAUCGCAUUUUGCUUCUUCGCAAUUGUCCAAUCUGUAGAACGCAUGCGUAGCUUUUCGAAGCAAUUAUCCCAUAGAGAAAAUGUUGACUGGUACACAGCACAUAUGACGGAAAUACAACUCGAAAGGCGGCAAUGGCUACAAAAAGCUUGUAAUAACUUAGGGUAUCACUCCAGCAACAAUAGCGCCCUCACAGCUGAUCAACUGAGGGGAUUAAGUUGUCUUAUGGUCGUGCCCAAACUCAAGGUUGUCUACUGCUUUGUGCCCAAGGUAGGAUGCACAAGUUGGAAAGCAUUACUCCUGAAUAUGAGUGGGUAUCUGCAUUAUCCACAGACCUCGCAUGACAAGGCCAGAUCAGUCUUCCCAUCUUUGUCUGACCUUGAUGUUGAAAAUGCGCGGGAAAUCACAGCUGGGUAUAAAUCUUUCAUGUUUGUUCGGAACCCAUUUACGAGGAUCUUAUCAGCGUAUCGGGAUAAGAUUACUCUAGAUAACGGCAAUAAAUGGCGGAGACUACUCCUCAACUGGCUCUCUGUUGCAUAUCCACAUGAAGCGAAGUUCUACAACGAAUCUUCAAGGAAUUUCACUUUCAAUCAUUUUAUUCGAUUCUACCUCUCGUCGUCAGUUAAAAAUGAACACUGGCGAGAAAUUCAUAAAUUAUGUCUACCAUGCCAAGUAAACUAUGACUUCAUAGGAAUGUUUGAUCAUCUUUACGAAGACUCGAGUUAUCUCAUCAGUACACUCACCAACGAUUCCCACGUCAAACUUCCACACAGGCAGAAGAAGACUAACAGUUCUGACGACACAACCUUACGCCAGUUUUAUUCUGGUGUUCCACCUGAUUUACUACGACAAUUGGUGAUGGAUGAAGGUGUGGUUAAAGAAAUGGCACUGUUUGGUUUUCACCAACCAUCUGUUAUAACUGAACUUCUUGACAAACAAUCACGGGAAAAUGGUUACUGAGGGUACUUGCAGAAUAAA